CCUGCUUCGCCGCCGCACCACCAGCACCUGAACAUCACUCAUGAGCGCUGGGAGGGGCCGCGCGGCCCCUCCGGGAGACAGCAGCGGCGGCGCGGAUGGGGACCCUUUGGGGUGCAAGGAAGCUGAGCUGCGCGCCGUCCAGUGCGUCUUCAAGCACGUCCUGGGGCUGGGCGGCAAGCAUAAGGCUGCUGCAACCGCGCCCCAGCCGCGCCUCAACUUUGAAGGGCCAGAGGCGACUGCUUUUGCGGCUGCCCACGGCCGGGCAGUGACGCUGGGCGACGUGCUGAUGCACCGGAGCAACUUCGUGGCGCUCAACCUGCAGCAGCACUUUGCUGGCCCGCUCCGGGCGGCGGCGGCGGCGGCGCAGGGCGGGCCGCUGCCGCAGCACGCCAAGCUGCCCUGUCCCAACUGCCUGAAGUUCACUCUCAUCUCCAAGGGGCCGCAGCUGCCCAACAUCCGCAAGCUGGCGAUGCCUGGAGGCGCCGCCUAUGUUCUGCCUUUCAAGCUGAAGUGCGAGCCUUGCAGCCGCCAAUACAGCACUACGAGUGAGGAGCUGUACGCCGCGCUGCGCAUCGUUGACCUGGGCUUCAUUGCCGACGCGGUGCCCGCCGUCUUCUCCAAGAAGGGUGCCCUGCACAAGGACCUGCUGGCCCAGCUCAUCCUGGACUACGAGUCUGGCCUCUCUAUUGAGGCCGCCAUACAGCGCGUGCGCACGAGGAUGGAGGCCUGGCGCGUGCAGGUGCUGCUGGACUUCUACGGCAUGAGCCGCAUUGGCGGCCAGCAUCGUGUGCUGCCUGCAGAUGUGGAAGCGGCCGCCAAGCACGACUGGCCGCUGCCGUUCCUGAGCGCAACCUACGUGCGCACGAUGCUGGAUGUCCACAUGGAGGAGCGGCGGCAACUGAAGCGGGCCGUGCUGGCGGGCAUCGACGCGGGCCCCCACCGCGCUGUGAGCUGCGACCACACCUUUGCAACCGCCAAGAAGAUCACCAGCAACGGGAGCAAGCCGUACGAGGCCAUCUUCAACAUGCUCAACUCGGUGGGCGAGGUCAUGCUCUCGAUCGGCGUGCAGACCACCAGCAUGCAGGAGGUCAAGCCCGCGUUACAACGCUUGCGGGACAACAUUGAGCGCAGCGGCGGCCAGGACAUGUACUAUGAGGACGCCAACGGCAAACCGCGCACCAUCCGCAGUUCCAGCCAGCUGGAGUGCUUGAACCGCUACAUGCGGGCUGCUGUGCCCGGUACCAAGAUGGGGCCCAAGAACGCGGACGCCGCCAUCCUCAACUUUCAGUACACCGUCGAGGCGCGCCCCCGCACGCGCCCAGACAAGUUCAAGCCGUACCCCUGCGGCGACCAUCACCUGUUGUACGAUGCGCGCCAAGCUGCGCGUGCGGCGGGCUGCCCCGAGGGCAGCCUGCCGUUCCCCGGCAUCAGCGAGCCCAAGCCCCCCCUCACUGCAGCCGACUUCAUCGGCUGCCUGUUGGUGCCGCGCUCGCUGGCUGCGCUGGCAGGGGAGCUGCCGAGCGAUGCGGCGGCAGCGGCGGCGCGUGGCAGCGGGAGCACUGCCGACGCCAUUGCGCGCACGCAGCGGCGGCUCAAGGCGAGCCUCGAGCAGGCUACUACCAAGUCCAAGCUCAACGACCCGGGCGGCGCACUGCAGGCGAUGUUUCGGGCAGCUGAGCUCGAGGCGCUCCUGGCGCAGCUGCAGCCGGCGACGCCAAGGGCCGAGGAGAGCGCGGAGCUGGAGAGCUGGAUGGAGGCCGACGACUUGGUAGAGGAGGUGGCGGGCACGGCUGCGCGGGCUGUGGCGGCCGACUGGGAACUGUACGCAGUUGAGGAGGAGAGCCCGGCCGCGCGUGCUGCGGAGGGCUCGGGGCGGCCUGCUGAUGCGGAAGCGCCAGCCGAGGAGCAGAGCCGGGCCGCGCGUGCUGCAGAGGGCUUGGGGCCACCUGUCGACGGCGCCGAACAGGCAGGUGCCAGGCCACGCCGCACGCCGCAGCACCGGCGGCGCUGGAGUGAAAUUGCUGGCAGCAGCGACGAGGAUGCAAGCGAGGCGCGCAGCCCCCAGCGUCAGCGGCGCACGGUGCGUACGGCGACGGCAGCAUCGCCGCCUGGCGCCCGGUCCAGCAGCGCCACACGCAGCCACUCCAUCGUCCGCCGCGCCCCGGCUGUGGCGUUGGCCUUCCCCCCACCGCACUGCGAGGAGACGUAUGCAUACCUUUGGGAGCUGCUGGCCGCGCGGAGCGGCAGAGUGCCGCAGGACGGCCAGCGGUGGGAGGACCUGGCGGCAGAGUGGACGGCAGGCUUGGCGCCGCGCCUUGAUGCGGCUGCCCGCAGCUGCACCACGACAGCGCUCAAGCCCACAACCGGCAAGUUCCUCAAGGAGUUCUACGAGGCCCAGCAGCAGCGCUUCGCAGCAGCCGCUGCGCAGGACCCCAACGCGCCAGCCGCCGCCGCCGCGGCUACGCUGGCUGCCGCGGAUGCAGCGGCAGCGGCGCCAACAGCGGCAGCUGCGGAGGCGGCGGCAGCGGCGGCAACGGCGGCAGCUGCGGAGGCGGCGGCAACGGCGGCAGCUGUCGGCGGUACCCCAGGCGGUGCCACCGCCGUUGCUUCUGGCCCCAUCGUGCUCAGCCCCGCGCCGGCCUUGGUGGAGCAGCAGCAGCAGCGGUCAAGCGGCAUUGCUGGGCGCGGCGGUCGCGGGCAGGGGCAUGCUGGGCGUAGCCAAGGCCGUGCUGCCCGCAAAGGCCCAAACCUUUGCCGCGGCUGCCGUUACUACCUCGACUGGCCUGUGCAGUUGACCACCGUGCACAGCCUGCAGUGCAAGUGGUACAAGGCGUUCAACGAGCGCUUAACCGAACAGCAACGGCAGCAGGUGUCGCGCAAGUGGAGCAAGGCCAAGACGGCAGAUGAGGCCUUCCGCGCCAAGGGCAGCGGGAGCAGCGAGGAGCGCGCCGCGGCGGCGGCAGCGCGGCGCGCAGAGCUGGAGCGGCAAGGCAUCGCCUGGCCAGAGGCAUCGCCCGCAGCAGCAGGCCCCGCAGCGGCGGCGGCUGGAGGGGCGGCAGCAGGAGCAGGAGCGGCGAGAGCGGCGGCUGGAGCGGCGGCAGGAGCGGCGGCAGGAGGGGCGGGAGCGGCGGCAGGAGCGGCGGCAGGAGGGGCGGGAGCGGCGGCAACCUCCAACCGAAUCGCUGCUAUGUGGUCAAACUUUACAGGCAUCAGCCUCCAGCGCCGCGCAUGAUGUAAUCAUGCAACACUGC
Messenger RNA from Chlorella variabilis, 3251 nucleotides. RefSeq lists its product as hypothetical. The record is from RefSeq and is a predicted model, not a curated record. Bases 41 to 3232 code for a protein of 1063 amino acids. NCBI's taxonomy places the organism in Eukaryota, Viridiplantae, Chlorophyta, Trebouxiophyceae, Chlorellales, Chlorellaceae. The transcript has 10 exons.